AUGGCGGGAAUCUACGCUUUCAAAUGUCCGUGUUUCCGGCCACUGUCCUCCGCCCUUCCCCACCGUUCAAACCCAUUUCAAGUCCCGCGGCUAAAAUUUACAACAACCCGACCCUCAACUUUCCACAAGAUAUACGCUAUAACAAGCAAUGAUAUAAAGGUGGGCCUCAACAUUGAAGUGGACGGGAACCCAUGGAAGGUUAUUGAGUUUCUCCAUGUCAAACCUGGGAAAGGGGCAGCGUUCGUCAGGACAAUGUUGCGGAAUUAUGUAACUGGAAAUCAAGUUGAGAAGACUUUCCGAGCUGGAAUCAAGAUCGAAGAGGCCGACAUAUUCAAGGAAACCAAGCAAUUCAGUUAUAAGGAUGGCGCUCAGUAUGUUUUCAUGGACUUGACUACCUAUGAUGAAUACCGUCUGAACGAGUCUGAUGUUGGAGAUAAAUCAGAGUGGCUGAAAGAAGGCAUGGACUGCAAUUUGCUGUUCUGGAAGGAUAAGAUCAUUGAUUUUGAACUCCCCAACAUAGUGAAAUUGACUGUGGUUCAAGUUGAUCCAGGUAUAAAGGGUGACACAGUUCAAGGAGGAUCUAAGCCUGCUACACUUGAAACUGGUGCUGUUGUUACCGUCCCAUUGUUCAUAAACAUUGGCGAUGAAAUCUUGGUGGAUACAAGAACUGGGCAGUACACAAGUCGUGUAUAA
Messenger RNA from Striga hermonthica, 693 nucleotides. The record is from the annotation of a GenBank genome assembly. NCBI's taxonomy places the organism in Eukaryota, Viridiplantae, Streptophyta, Magnoliopsida, Lamiales, Orobanchaceae.